Molecule: messenger RNA, 309 nt
Organism: Fimicolochytrium jonesii
Lineage: Eukaryota; Fungi; Chytridiomycota; Chytridiomycetes; Spizellomycetales; Powellomycetaceae
Exons: 2
Coding region: 1-309 (102 amino acids)
Source: RefSeq, a predicted model, not a curated record
AUGCUGGCGCUGCACCAGCAUUCUGGUGGGGAGAGAGGGAUCGCCGACGGGGCGGCGAAGGGGACCGACCGUAGCUUGGCAUGGAUGGCGUGGUGGAUGGAUAAAGAAGACAAGAGCACCGACCGUCGCGACCCGGGGGUCUCUGCCGAGCUGGAGCGAGCCAAGCACAAGUACGCCGAAAAGAUGGAGCGCAUCCGCAGGGAGAUGGAUGAAGAGGCACUGCAAGCGGAGAUUCGCAAAGCGCAAGCUGUCCAAGAGAAGACCGUCGCGUUUGUCCAUGCCCGUGGGGUUACGAUUGGUACAAAGUAG